Molecule: messenger RNA, 184 nt
Organism: Prorocentrum cordatum
Lineage: Eukaryota; Dinophyceae; Prorocentrales; Prorocentraceae
Source: the annotation of a GenBank genome assembly
CUCUAGCCCGUGUUGGCUCGGGCGGUCUCUGGGGCGUGCGCGGCGCGCGGCACCCGUGCAGCGCUGGCGGCGGCAGCGUGGCCGCCGCAGUGCGCGGCGACCGCGCGAGGCGGCGCGGUGGGAGCGCCGGGCGCCCCCGCGCGCCUGCGCGCAGGGGUGCGCAGGCCGCGCCCGGCCGCGGCGG